Molecule: messenger RNA, 3108 nt
Organism: Coffea arabica (coffee)
Lineage: Eukaryota; Viridiplantae; Streptophyta; Magnoliopsida; Gentianales; Rubiaceae
Product: probable disease resistance protein At1g61300
Biological process (GO): defense response to other organism
Molecular function (GO): ADP binding
Source: RefSeq, a predicted model, not a curated record
GAUGGACCUUAAUCUCUCUAGCCUGAGAGCGUUGACUCCGAGACUCAAAUCAUUUCACCAAGUCUACUCUUAGCCGCUUAGCAGUUUUCUGCAAAGGAUUUUGGUUUGGAAUCCUCGGUGAGCAAUCUGCUGCGCAACAUUGGUUCAGCACAAUAGUCCGGCAAUUUGCUUCAAGUCCAGUUUGCAGGAUGUCAGUUCCGCCGCCAGUUGGGCAAGCCGUUGCAGCUGCACACGAUGAUGCUAAAGGCUUCAUUCUGUACGCAAAGCACGCAAGAAGGCAUGUCAUAGAUUUACCCCACAAUUUUGAAAUUCUAAAUAAUCGAGUGGUUAGUCUCUGUUCAAGUUGGAAGGUGCUCAAUGACGAUAUAAAUCGUCAAUCGGUGACCAGACAGAAAAACGAUAAUUACGAAGCUUGUCUUAAAGAGAAAGAUCGGAUAUUGAAACAUUACCAAGAGAGAAUCGUCAACCGAUACAAAAAGCUAGUUGGACUUGAGUCAGGUGCAAACGGAGAAGCUGGAAACCAAAUCCCGGUUGGUGAAUUGUCAGCCGCUUCCAAACGUUGGAACAACAAAUUCUAUAUCCGAACAUUCUACAGACUUGCAAGGCUGGACAAAAACGUUCGCAAGUUUAUGACUGAAGUCACUGAACUCGAAAUUAAGAUUACACUUGAGCAUGUUACUAGUCGGGUAAAUCCAGAAAUUGUUCUAAGACAGAGUGCUAAAGAACUAACUCAUGCGCCUUCACAUCAAGCGGUCCUUGAUAGCCUGGUGGUUUGUUUAUGUGACGCAGACUGCAAAAGGAUUAUCAUCCACGGAGAACCACAAGUUGGAAAAACAAAUAUUUUGAGAAACUUAAAUAACCGGUUGGUUCAAUGCCCUCCCGGCCUGGAAUUGGACUGCGUCAUUUGGGUGACCUUUCCGACUCGUCUGUCCGAGCCAGAGGACAUCACCACUGACAUACAAGACAAAAUUCUUCAGCGUCUGGACUUAGCUGGGCAGAAUAGUGGAAGUGGGAAAAAAGAAGCAAUAUCUAGAGCACUAUGUGAGAAAUCUUAUUUGCUGCUUUUUGACGGGUUCUCUCCAUCAAUUGAGCUUGAGGACAUUGGAAUCUCUGAAGAACACGAGCACGGGAAAGUCAUCAUUGAAGCUAAAGACCCAUAUCUCCUGAAGAAUUUUAAAUGCCACAAAAAAAUCGAAUUAGAGAAGCUAUCACCCCAAGAUUCAAGGAUAUUGUUUGAUAAGAUCAUUGCUGAUGAAAAACUUUGUGAAGAAAACAGAGAUCUAGGUGACAUGAUCGUUGAGGAGCUUGGUGGGCUUCCAGGAGUCAUCAUAUCCAUAGCACGAUCGCUGAAAUGCGAACAAGAAGAUUGCUGGGAAGGUUUGAAUCAAAGAUUGAAAGCAGAUGUUAAUGUCAUUGACCUUCCGGAAUUAGGAGGAGUAAAACUGGCUUUUCAUAUAGCCUAUGAUAACUUGAAAGAGAAUGAUCGAAAGUGCGUACUUUAUGCAGCAUUGUUUCCGAAAGUGUUCCCAAUUCCCAUAGAUAUUUUGGUCGAAUGUUGGAAAGCUGAAGGAUUUCUAUGGUGUCCUGGUUCUUCAUUUGCUGCUGCACGCAGCGAAGGACGCACUGUACUCAACGAGCUGACAAUGCAUCAUCUCUUGCAGAAAUGCUCUAAACGGCAUGCCAAGAUGCCAAUAAACUGCAGGAGAGUUGCACUUGAAACACCUUUUCCUGGGGAGGAACGUGAAACAUCAUUUGUCAAGUCAGGAGUCCCGGGACACCUAGAAGAGGCCGAAUGGAAGAAGGCUAGAAGGGUUUCUUUGAUGCAAAGUAAAUCAGUAAAGUUACCUGUCAACCCAGAAUCUAAGCGCAUGUCAACGCUAUUUCUGCUACUCAAUCCAGAAUUGGAAAUCAUUCAGGAUUCAUUCUUCAGAAAUAUGAAGACACUUCGAGUUUUGGCACUGAAUAGCUUGGGAAUGAAAUUGCUGCCCACCUGUCUCUCUUCCCUGACAGCGCUUCAGAGUUUAUACCUCAACAAUUGUGGUAAAUUACAACAGCUCCCACCUGGAAUACGGAAACUCAAAAAGCUCGAAGUUCUUGAUAUUCGAGGCACUUUAAUCCGCUGUUUACCAGAAGAAAUUAGGAGUUUGGUUAAUCUGAUCUGCUUGAGGUUUUCAUUGGGCCCUGGAGCGUGCAAUCCCAGUCCGGACCGAGAUUCUCUUGAAAGGCAAACAUCGGAGACAUUUUCCACAGCUAAACACCUUAACAAGCUCGAGGAGUUGACUAUUGUCUUAGAAAUCAACAACGGAAGCAUUGACCACUUUGUUAAUCGAAUAAAAGCAGGGUUCUCUAAAUUUGAAAAUGUAACUCAAUUUGAGAAUGUAAAUAAUCGGAUUGAGUUACUUCUUCAGAGGCAAUAUCAACCACCGCGGGGAGGGGAUGUAAACUUUUCGAAUUCAACUGUUCCUGUAACUCAUGGUCACGAUGCAACGGCAGGAAUCGAGUGGCCGCGAUCAGACAACGAGGCACUUCCAUAUUUUCAGGGCCGGGUUAGAGGUGGGGUUUGUGGUGCAAAUUGUCUGGCAAGCGUGAAGGAUAAAGGGAAGGGAACUGAAACUCUAAAGGAUAAAAGUGCUAUUCUGCAGACUGGGGAGCCUUUAGAAGCAAUUGCAAAUAAUUUUGAAGAAAACGUUGACUUGGAGGUGCUGUUGACGGACCAAUUUUCUAACCCGGAGCAAGUACUUCAAGAACCGCCGGUGAAGCAGAGUAUGCCACUGAAUAACUGGUCUCCUCCAGUCGACGAGAGAGUGCAAGCUCCAUUUCACAACUAUGGCUCUGCCUCUGUGAGGUUAAAAUGAUUUUGUUAUUGUCUGUGUGGAAAACUAGUAUAAGGGAUGGGCUUGGAUAGGUUUUUUUCCCGAAAGGAAUGGGCUUGGAUAGUUGGAUCCCUAAUUAAUGUGCGUGACUAUUUCUCAUGAGAAUAAUUCGUAUGGACCCCGUACAAAAUAUACUGCUAUUUCUAGUUGACUGGUGUGUAGUAUUUUGUGAAACUGUAUAACGGGCUUGUGUAAUAAAUGUUAGCAUAUAUUACUCGUAUUUGCUUUAUCAUCU